Rhagoletis pomonella (apple maggot) is the source of this 999-nucleotide messenger RNA. Its product is annotated as mitochondrial carrier protein Rim2-like. Bases 479 to 682 code for a protein of 67 amino acids. The transcript has 3 exons. Gene Ontology annotation, biological process: pyrimidine nucleotide import into mitochondrion. The record is from RefSeq and is a predicted model, not a curated record. NCBI's taxonomy places the organism in Eukaryota, Metazoa, Arthropoda, Insecta, Diptera, Tephritidae. Gene Ontology annotation, cellular component: mitochondrion. Gene Ontology annotation, molecular function: pyrimidine nucleotide transmembrane transporter activity.
GUUUCCGUCGGCAAACGCUGAUUGGCGGCAUUCUGACGCUUAGCUCCACCGUUGAUGAUUGUUGGCGCACCGAUUGCACGGCUUGGCUUUCCAGUACAAUUUGCGAUAUAAAUAUUCUUAACAGCUGAAUUUAAACAAUAUCAAUUGAAUUUUACGCUCACUUCCUUCAUUCACAACUUUACAUGAUGCUUGCAAAAUUAAUUUGUGUCAGCUUGUAAAUUAAUUUUCCACACAUUUUUUUUCGUCUUCUUCUUCUAGAACUGCUGGUACAGUUGGUGCUGUUGUGACUUGUCCUUUGGAAGUGGUUAAAACACGCCAACAGAGUUCAACUUCUUUUAUCGCGCCGACACGUCUUGAACCGGCAAGCUCCACAAAUGGCUCCAGCGAAUUGUUACGACCCGAACAGCGACGUAAAUUGAGCACGACAAUUUUGCGUAAGAGGUCACAGCCACAGGUGAUUGGGGGUGUGCGUAGGAUAAUGGCUAUCUCACAUUGCGGCAUCUCAUCCACCUCCACAAAAUCAAUGAGCAUGGUGCAAUGUUUAAGACACAUAGUACAAAAUGAAGGCCCACGCGCUUUAUUCAAAGGUCUGGGACCGAAUCUUAUUGGUGUGGCACCUUCACGAGCGAUAUAUUUUUGCACCUACUCACAAACAAAGAAUUUUUUAAAUAGUGUAAGGUAAGUAAAUGCUUGAUUAAAAAUAAUUAGAUAAAAGUCCACGAAAGAAUAAAUAUACGGUGUCAUAUAAAUUCGCAUUUUACGCUUAAAGGCGAGUAGAGAGUAAAAUUUUGUAAACGAAAUUUUUUCUUUUAGAACUGAAGAAGUUACGAAAAAUUAAAGUACCUUAUCUCACCCUCAAAAAUAAGAAUAAAGUGCUGAGCUUUUCUACACCCUAUAAAAAAUCCCACGAUUUGCACCGUUUUUCGAAGGGUGUGAAGAAACAAGAAUCGUUUUAGUUUCAUUGGAAAAUUAAAUUUUGUACAAAAAAAGAAGCACGCC